AUGCCAUUUACGGUAGAUGGUCUUCUUCGGAUUUCAUACCAGGAGCUCUUGCAAGCAACAGGAGGAUUUUGUUCAGACAACUUAAUCGGACAAGUAGUUUUGGCUCAGUGUUUAAACGAAGUCUUGAUCAGCAGGGAGGAAAAGCUGGUCUUUGUGAAGGUACUCAACCUUGAACAACAUGGAGUUGUAAAGAGCUUCGUAGCUGAGUGCAAAGCAUUGAAAAACAUCUGCCAUCGGAAUCUUGUUAAAUUUCUGACAUACUGCUCCAGCAUUGAUUUUAAAAGCAAUGACUUCAAAGCUGUAGUGUUUGAUUUCAUGACAAAUGGAAGUUUAGAAAUGUGGCUGCAUCCAGAAAGAGAUGGUAAUAGUCAAUCAAGGAAUUUAAACCUUCUUCAGAGACUACAUAUUGCCAUUGAUGUGUCUUCUGCAUUGCAUUAUCUUCAUAACAAUUGUGAAACACCAAUAAUUCAUUGUGACUUGAAGCCAAGCAAUAUUCUUCUUGACAAUGACAUGACUGCUCAUGUUGGUGAUUUUGGAUUAGCAAGGCUACUUUCCUAUAAUUCUUCACAAGGCCAAACUAGCUGCAUUGGCAUAAAAGGAACCAUUGAUUAUAUGGCUCCAGAGUAUGGAGUAGGCAGCGAGGUUUCAACUUAUGGAGAUGUGUACAGCUUUGGAAUGAUUCUGUUGGAAAUUUUUGCAGGACGGAAACCAACUGAUGAGUUGUUCACAGAUGGUCUAAAUCUUCACAACUUCGUUAGAGCUAAUCUCCCAGGACGAGUCAUGCAGGUCGUGGACCCAUGCUUAUCACAACAUGAGAAUUUGGGCCGGCAGCAGCAGAGUAUAGAGGACAAUGACAAUUAUAAUGCACAAGCAGAGAUCGGAGAUAAUAAUGUAAAUAUUGAGAAUCUGACAGUAGAGGGAGGCAUCAGUCUUGGAAAUAGGACUGUCAUGUUCAUCAGAACUGUUAGGAGAUCGGAUGAAUAUGAGAGAUGUCACAAGAAAACUAAAUGUCGUCACUAA
Messenger RNA from Ricinus communis (castor bean), 1020 nucleotides. RefSeq names its product probable LRR receptor-like serine/threonine-protein kinase At3g47570. Lineage: Eukaryota; Viridiplantae; Streptophyta; Magnoliopsida; Malpighiales; Euphorbiaceae. The record is from RefSeq and is a predicted model, not a curated record. Gene Ontology annotation, biological process: protein phosphorylation. Gene Ontology annotation, molecular function: protein kinase activity; ATP binding. Bases 1 to 1020 code for a protein of 339 amino acids. The transcript is spliced from 2 exons.